AUGGACGAGUACGGGAUAGAAGUAAUCUGGCCGCGUGAAUUGUUAAGGGAUUAUGGUGGUGGUGGUGGUGGUGUUUGGAUCACCUACGCCAAGGAUCACCUACGCCAAGGAUCACCUACGCCAAGGAUCACCUACGCCAAGGAUCACCUACGCCAAGGAUCACCUACGCCAAGGAUCACCUACGCCAAGGAUCACCUACGCCAAGGAUCACCUACGCCAAGGAUCACCUACGCCAAGGAUCACCUACGCCAAGGAUCACCUACGCCAAGGAUCACCUACGCCAAGGAUCACCUACGCCAAGGAUCACCUACGCCAAGGACCACCUACGCCAAGGACCACGUACGCCAAGGACCACGUACGCCAAGGACCACGUACGCCAAGGACCACGUACGCCAAGGACCACGUACGCCAAGGACCACGUACGCCAAGGACCACGUACGCCAAGGACCACGUACGCCAAGGACCACGUACGCCAAGGACCACGUACGCCAAGGACCACGUACGCCAAGGACCACGUACGCCAAGGACCACGUACGCCAAGGACCACGUACGCCAAGGACCACGUACGCCAAGGACCACGUACGCCAAGGACCACGUACGCCAAGGACCACGUACGCCAAGGACCACGUACGCCAAGGACCACGUACGCCAAGGACCACGUACGCCAAGGACCACGUACGCCAAGGACCACGUACGCCAAGGACCACGUACGCCAAGGACCACGUACGCCAAGGACCACGUACGCCAAGGACCACGUACGCCAAGGACCACGUACGCCAAGGACCACGUACGCCAAGGACCACGUACGCCAAGGACCACGUACGCCAAGGACCACGUACGCCAAGGACCACGUACGCCAAGGACCACGUACGCCAAGGACCACGUACGCCAAGGACCACGUACGCCAAGGACCACGUACGCCAAGGACCACGUACGCCAAGGACCACGUACGCCAAGGACCACGUACGCCAAGGACCACGUACGCCAAGGACCACGUACGCCAAGGACCACGUACGCCAAGGACCACGUACGCCAAGGACCACGUACGCCAAGGACCACGUACGCCAAGGACCACGUACGCCAAGGACCACGUACGCCAAGGAUCACGUACGUCAAGAUAAUCGUUGUCCAAUAUUUGAUCAAAUAGCCCCUUAA
Molecule: messenger RNA, 1155 nt
Organism: Schistocerca cancellata (South American locust)
Lineage: Eukaryota; Metazoa; Arthropoda; Insecta; Orthoptera; Acrididae
Product: proteoglycan 4-like
Exons: 2
Coding region: 1-1155 (384 amino acids)
Source: RefSeq, a predicted model, not a curated record